AUGCAAGACGAUUUUGAUCAGUAUGAACAAGACGAUAAACGACGUGCGGUUAUGGGACGAUUGGCAUUUGAAAAUUUUGCAGUUCCAGAAGAUGUAGUAUUCUCUGACAAUGAAUUACAAGUACCAGUCGAAUCAACCAAACAACGUCGAUUCUGUUGUAUGAAUCCACUCAGUGGCCGAAAACGUUCUGUACGAGAUCUAACACGAAAACAACUCGAAAAAAAACAAAUCUAA
Adineta steineri is the source of this 234-nucleotide messenger RNA. The record is from the annotation of a GenBank genome assembly. Lineage: Eukaryota; Metazoa; Rotifera; Eurotatoria; Adinetida; Adinetidae.